CUGUGUGAGGGUGAGUGGCGGGGUGGUGGGAGCGGGGACCCACCGGUGCCGGGCCCGGCUCAGGACCCUCCGUGCCGCAGGGUCCGGGCAGCUGCGGCUGGUGGGGGGCGGCGGGCGCUGUGCCGGACGCGUGGAGGUGAAUCACGACGGUGAGUGGGGCUCCGUCUGCGUCUUCGACUUCGACUGGGAAGCCCGCUGGGCCACCGUGGUGUGCCGGCAGCUGGGCUGUGGCCGCGUGGCCUCGGCGUCCCUCUAUGCCCCGUUCGGGCAGGGCAGCGGCCGGAUCUGGCUCCAGCCCUACUUCUGCCGCGGCGCCGAGGAGGUGCUGGAGGAGUGUCCGAACUUCGGAUGGGGCCAGCACUACUGCGGCCACGAGCGGGACGUGGGGGUGAUCUGCACAGAGGCCGUGGAGCUGAGGCUGGUGGGCGGCGGCGGUCCCUGCGCCGGGAGGGUGGAGGUGAAGCUGCGGGGACACUGGGGCUCAGUGGGAGAUGACAACUGGGACAUGGAGGAUGCCGAGGUGGUGUGCCAGCAGCUGGGCUGUGGCUCGGCUGCUGGUGCCUAUGCUGCCCGCGACCGCUUUGGCACUGGGUCUGGACCCAUCAACCUGGUCCUGGUGGACUGCAAGGGGGACGAAGCCACGCUCUGGGACUGCGAGAUCCGUGGCUGGGGACCUUAUAGGAACAACCACGACUAUGACACCGCCGUCAUCUGCCAAGGGUUUUCCCGGCUGGUUGGGGGUGACAGAGCCUGUGCCGGGCGGUUGGAGGUGCGGCAGCGCCAGGCCUGGGUUGGCGUUUGUGUGGAGCACGUGGACAUGAAGGUGGCCCAGGUGGUGUGCCAGGAGUUGGGCUGCGGCGCGGCGCUGGCCAUCCCCAGCAGCGGCCAGUUUGGGGCAGGAACGGGGCCGGUGUGGGAAGGGGUGUUCAACUGCACCGGCACCGAGCCCCUCCUCAGCGCCUGCGCCCGGCGGGUGCCCCACAGCCAGGGCUGCGCUGGUCACGCCACCAUCAUCUGCUCCUCCUACACGGGCUUCCGGCUGGGGAACAGCAGCUCGGGCUGUGCCGGGCGGGUGGAGGUGGCAGUGAGGGGCACGUGGGGGUCCGUCUGCGCCACCAACUGGGAUCUGCCUGAUGCCAACGUCCUGUGCCGCCACCUGGGCUGUGGCCACGCUGUCACCGUGCCCCCGGGAGGCUCCUUUGGCAGCGGGGACGGGCCGCUGAGGCCGGACGCCUUUGGCUGCAGCGGGAGUGAGCGGCACCCGGGCGAGUGCCCCAUGGCGGUGCUGGGGGAGCCCCCCUGCACCCCGGGGAACGCCGCCGCCGUCAAGUGCUCAGGCAUCGUCAAUUCCCUGCGGCUGGUGGAGGGUGAGAGCCGGUGUGAUGGGUGGCUGGAGUUGGCCAUAAGCCCUGGGGUCUGGCGCCGUGUGCCAGGAGAGGUUUUGUCUAGAGGGAAUUUCAGUGUGGUGUGUGGGAAGCUGGGCUGUGGUGCGCUGGACAAGAUGACCUCUGGGCCAACCGACAUCCCUCAUGGGGCUGCCAUCGUCUGCUCAGGUGGGUGUCCCGAGAAGGGCUGGGGUGCUGGUGCCCCGAGCAGCCCCCAGCCCGGUCCUUCCGUGCCCGCAGGCAGCCGGCGGGUGAGGCUGGCGGGCGGUGCCGGGCGCUGCGCCGGGCGCGUGGAGGUCUAUGCCGGUGGCACCUGGAGCAGCGUGUGCCAGGAGCGCUGGGACCUGCAGGCGGCCGCCGUUGUGUGCCGGGAGCUGGGCUGUGGCGCGGCACUGGAGGCACCCGGCUCGGCGCGCUUCGGCCCCGGCGCGGGGACCCCGUGGCCGUACGUCGUUGAGUGCGCCGGGAGCGAGGAGUCUCUCUGGGAAUGCCCACGCUCGGAACGGCGCGAGUGCGAGCGCGGGGCCGGGGCCGUCUGCUCAGAGCAGCUCUCCCUGCGGCUGGCGGGCGGGCGCGGGCGCUGCAGCGGGUACCUGGAGCUGCUCCACAACGGCACCUGGGGCCGCGUGUGCGCCACCGGCACCAGCCCCGGCACCGCCGCCGCCGUCUGCCGGCAGCUGGGCUGUGGGGACGGGGGGCAGCUGGCACCCGCCCCCGCCCAGCAGCCGGCCCCCGCCUGGCUGGCCUGGGUGGGCUGCGAGGAGGGGGCCCGCUCGCUCUGGGGGUGCCCCUCGGCACCCUGGCACCUGCAGGCCUGCGGCCCCGGAGGGGACGCCUACGUGUCUUGUGUGGAGGACAGUGACAACCCCAGCGAGACAGCCACCACCCCGUGCCCGGACGGGGCCACCUGCACAGCCGUCCCCAGCAGCAGCGGCCCUGCGGUGGCCGGGGGGACUGUGCCGGUGCCAAGCGGGCAGGUGGCCG
Messenger RNA from Neopelma chrysocephalum (saffron-crested tyrant-manakin), 2369 nucleotides. Its product is annotated as deleted in malignant brain tumors 1 protein-like. The annotation marks the transcript as partial. Lineage: Eukaryota; Metazoa; Chordata; Aves; Passeriformes; Pipridae. Gene Ontology annotation, cellular component: membrane. The transcript is spliced from 8 exons. The record is from RefSeq and is a predicted model, not a curated record.